CGUUGCCUGGUAGCGGCCGUCCCGGCCUUCCCCUCCCCGCCGCCCGGGGAUGAGGGCCGCAGACUGGUGUCUGAGCUCGGCGGGGGCCGCCGUCGUCCUGGCCACCUCCAGCGACGAGCAGCACCCGGCCGAGAACAUGGCGGACGGAAGUUCAGAAACGUUUUGGACGACGACAGGGAUGUUCCCACAGGAAUUCAUUAUCGGUUUUCCUAAAUGCGUAAAAAUCAGCAAAGUCGCAAUCCAGUGUUAUUUGGUGCGGACCUUAAGGAUUGAAAGAAGCGUAUCUAAAGACCCAGUAGGUUUUGAACAGUGCAUUGAAAAAGAUUUGCAACACACAGAAGGACAGCUUCAAAUGGAAGAAUUUCCGCUUCCUGAUUUCCAAGCCACUUACUUGCGUUUCAUCAUCAAAUCUGCCUUUGAUCAUUUUGUGUCAGUGCACCGGGUGAUGGCAGAGGGCACAGCAGAAAACACUUAAGUCCAGCUUAAAUUUGAUGGCGCGUAUUUCUUGGGGGUGAUAAUUCCAAGGCCCCACUCCUCCCUGCAGAGGCAAUAAAAUUACACAGUGAUGCUCAAGCAGGCAAAGCGUCAGUCCUCUGGCACGCAGCAGUUGCACCAGAACUAUGGGCAGAUGUGCCUGAGCUUCCUUUGCAUGGCAGCCGUCGUGUGGGAGAUGGUGCAUGCACAGGUUACACCCUGCUGUGUAACUGGGACAGGGCCAGACUCUGGAUCCUGGAGCUGGACAGCUUAGAUGUACUUAGGUUUCCUAAUGAGCCAAAGGAUAAAUAUUUGAGCAGGACUGAGGUGUACAUCAAAUAUGUACUUCAUAAAGGCCCAGACUGGUUUUGCUACAAGUCCGUUUUCUCUCCAGUCACAGUAAAUUGUGAAAUUACUAGUUCUGAAACAGAAUGAAAUCCUGACUUAAAUGUAAAGCAUCCUCAAAUUAUUUUGAAAUUUAAAAAUCUCAAUAUAUUGUGCUCAUUAUUAUUGUCAAUAUUUCUUACCUUAU
Molecule: messenger RNA, 1006 nt
Organism: Chroicocephalus ridibundus (black-headed gull)
Lineage: Eukaryota; Metazoa; Chordata; Aves; Charadriiformes; Laridae
Gene: IFT25
Product: intraflagellar transport 25
Exons: 6
Coding region: 50-475 (141 amino acids)
Biological process (GO): intraciliary transport
Cellular component (GO): centrosome; intraciliary transport particle B; cilium
Source: RefSeq, a predicted model, not a curated record